CUCUUGACCAAUUCGGUCCCGAAAAUCUGUGACGUCAUCAGACGCUGUGUCGUUUUGGACUUUCUGCUUCUUUCUUCCUUCCACACAGCAGCCACCAUUUAACUGACAACACCAGCUCAGACUUUCAGACGCAGUGGCAUUUCCGUUAUUUUCAUCCACGCGCUGUGUCGUUUAUUCAACCUUGCAUGCGUUGCACGCAAUCAAACCCUCCCCCUGCACCCUAUUCACUACUCCUUUAUUCAUUCAUUAAUCACACUCUCACAACUCAACUCAACGCCUUCUGUCGUUUACUUUACUCAUUUUCUUCUUCUCUGUUUCCUUCUUUUUCGUUCUUCCCAGAAACCACCGUCGCUCGCCGCCGAUCACGACGGCGAUUUUCUCAGCUUAGUUUCUGUUUUUCUCGAUUCCAUGUGUUUUCCGUGCUCUGCCGCCGCCGUAAGCCGCUUCACGUGACGGAUGGGUUGCGUGCUCGGGACGCCGGCCGGUGCCGGAGAUCAGCGCCUUCGCCGGAGCGAGAAGCGCAACGGUGCAGUCGACGAAGGCAAUAAUGCAGUUGGGCUUCGAGAGAAGGAGAGAAACCGGCAUACCGGCGAUUUUCCGGGGACUCUUCCGGCGCCGGGGCGCCGGAAGCCUAGACUCGAUCCGUGUGCCGUCACGCAGCAGGGAUGGCCGUCGUGGCUGAUGGCCGUAGCCGGCGAAGCCAUCGGCGAUUGGACUCCUCGUCGCGCCAACACUUUCGAGAAGCUCGCUAAGAUUGGGCAAGGAACGUAUAGUAAUGUGUAUAAGGCGAGGGACCUGGUGACGGGGAAGAUUGUGGCAUUGAAGAAAGUGAGAUUUGAUAAUUUGGAGCCAGAGAGUGUGAAGUUCAUGGCAAGAGAAAUACUUGUUUUGAGGAGGCUUGAUCACCCCAAUGUUGUGAAGCUUGAGGGUUUGGUUACUUCUAGAAUGUCGUGCAGUCUUUAUUUGGUUUUUGAGUAUAUGGAGCAUGAUCUUGCAGGGCUUGCUGCUGGUCAAGGUGUUAAGUUCACUGAACCUCAGGUUAAAUGCUUUAUGAAGCAAUUACUAUCUGGUCUUGAGCAUUGCCACAGUCGAGGGGUGUUGCACCGUGAUAUCAAGGGUUCCAAUCUGCUUAUUGACAAUGAAGGGAUCCUUAAAAUUGCAGAUUUUGGACUGGCAACUUUUUAUGAUCCUAAGAUAAAACAGGCAAUGACAAGCAGAGUUGUGACCCUUUGGUAUCGCCCUCCUGAGCUGCUUCUUGGGGCUACUGUUUAUGGUGUUGGUAUUGACCUUUGGAGUGCUGGUUGCAUCUUGGCAGAGCUGCUUGCUGGAAAGCCAAUAAUGCCUGGCCGAACAGAGGUUGAACAACUGCACAAAAUAUUUAAGUUGUGCGGCUCUCCAUCUGAGGAAUACUGGAGGAAGUAUAGAUUGCCAAAUGCUACUAUCUUUAAGCCCCAGCAGCCAUAUAAACGUUGCAUCUUAGAAACAUACAAGGACUUUCCUCCAUCUUCACUACCUCUAAUUGAAACCCUUCUCGCAAUAGAUCCUGAGGAUCGUGGCACUGCCUCAGCAACACUAAAUAGUGAAUUCUUUACCACAGAGCCUUAUGCUUGUGAACCAUCAAGUUUGCCAAAGUAUCCUCCCAGCAAAGAAUUGGAUGUAAAACUGAGAGAUGAAGAAGCAAGAAGGCAAAAGGCUCUAAAUGGGAAAGCUAGUGCAGUUGAUGGUGCAAAAAAAGUCAGAGUACGUGAGCGUGAACGUGGUCGGGCUGUUCCAGCCCCUGAAGCCAAUGCAGAGAUCCAAACAAACUUAGAUAGGUGGAGAGUUGUGACCCAUGCAAAUGCAAAAAGCAAGAGUGAGAAAUUUCCACCUCCUCAUCAAGAUGGAGCUGUUGGAUACCCGCAAGAUGCAUCAAAUAAAGGACCUGUUUCAUUUGGCGCCCCUGACACUUCCUUCUCUUCAGGGAUAUUUAAUUCAAAACCUUCUGGACAUGUUAGGAAUCAUGCUGCUGCAGGGCUUCACAGAGGGAGGAAAACUAAGAAAGAUGAGUCCCAGAUGGCAUCAUCAUGGAAAUUCAUGCGUCCAUUCAAACCAUCAACAGCUGGACUUUCCAUGGAUUUAUUAUUUAGGAGCAAAUGAUCAAUCAGUUUCUUUUGAUUUUGGCUUCCUAGAAUAUGAGGGUAGUGAUGAUUUAGGCCUUGAUACAUCUUUUUUUGCAUUUCGCAAUGGUUUUCAUUUUUUUUGUGUCGCUCCUAAUUUUUUGUAUUUCAUUUGGCAUAAAGUUGUUGUAUAAUCUACAACGGGGAUCCUUACAUUUGUAUAUUUAGAGGAAUAAAUUCUCUGCUGUACAGUUUCUGGGAGGACUUAGUUCUUGAGGACCUUGGAAAUGUUUCAAUUUAGCUAGUAAAUGAGUUUUAAAAAAAGUACUG
This is a messenger RNA of Glycine soja, 2426 nucleotides long. Its product is annotated as probable serine/threonine-protein kinase At1g54610. Gene Ontology annotation, cellular component: cyclin-dependent protein kinase holoenzyme complex; nucleus. Gene Ontology annotation, biological process: positive regulation of transcription elongation by RNA polymerase II; protein phosphorylation. NCBI's taxonomy places the organism in Eukaryota, Viridiplantae, Streptophyta, Magnoliopsida, Fabales, Fabaceae. The transcript has 7 exons. The coding region runs from base 457 to 2136 and encodes 559 amino acids. The record is from RefSeq and is a predicted model, not a curated record. Gene Ontology annotation, molecular function: ATP binding; cyclin-dependent protein serine/threonine kinase activity; RNA polymerase II CTD heptapeptide repeat kinase activity.